This is a messenger RNA of Thunnus maccoyii (southern bluefin tuna), 7672 nucleotides long. RefSeq lists its product as uncharacterized. The transcript is spliced from 3 exons. The record is from RefSeq and is a predicted model, not a curated record. NCBI's taxonomy places the organism in Eukaryota, Metazoa, Chordata, Actinopteri, Scombriformes, Scombridae. Bases 735 to 7547 code for a protein of 2270 amino acids. Gene Ontology annotation, cellular component: nucleoplasm; nucleolus. Gene Ontology annotation, molecular function: protein binding.
CUUAGAAAUGAUUAAACCUUAAACCCAGAUAAUGACACUGUAUGGCCUUUAGACAGUCACAGUUUUUAUUGACAUUUCCGGUUGCUUAAAGGAGGGUGUAACCAUGCAAUGAAACAUUUACAUUCCCUCCUGCAUCUCAUAGAAUUUCUUCUGCUUGGUUGAACAUAUGUAUGUUUCAGAUAAAUGCAUUCUCUGUGGUUCUUUUAAAGGCAUGUGUAGACAGCCCAUUUACUUAGCAAGAGCUGUGUUGACAGUCAGACUUCUUUCCUGUUUGGUAUUCAGCUCACAGAACCCUCAGUGCCUCUCUAAUGAAGCACAGACCCACAGUGCCUUACUUCAGCCCAGCAGUCUCAGUGAGAUUGUCUCAGGCUAGUGAAAAGGAGGAGACAGCAGGGGAGAAUGAGCACCACAGAAAUAUUCUUAGCCCCAAAUUAGUUAUAUUGUAAGAGUUUUCACAGUGAAAAUAAGCCAGAAGAAUGUGGAUUCAUAUUCCAGGAAAGGGAUGUUCAUUGAUUAAGACAUUUUACACUAUUCACUAUCUAGAAGUCCAGGGAGAGAGAGGCCUGUUUUUUAUACUAUUUAAUCUUACAGUACUAAGGAAACGAGAGACAGACAACCUCUGUUAUUAACUUGUAACAUACAGUACAUAGCUUGCUCCCCUCAAGAGCCGUCCCAUCAUGGUUAUUGUCGAGUUCUAAUUAGCUCUUAUUUUCUGUUAUCCAGGGUUGGAUGGUAUGAAGUCCUUACAGGUUCUGCAGCUCUCCUUCAACAGGAUCUCAACUCUACGACCAGGGGUCCUUAGCAAACUUCGACAACUGAAAGAGCUACACCUACAACAUAACCUCAUCACGAGUCUCCAUCCACAGAUGUUCCAGGAUUUAGGCCAGCUCAGGGUCCUCGAUCUGAGCUUCAACAUGCUGACCAGUCUCCAUCCUUUGAUGUACCUCUCUCUGCGUAACGUUGGGGCAGACGUCAGCCUAGGUGGGAACAGGUGGCAGUGUGACUGCAGCAUGCGCAGUCUAAGAAGACGGAUGGCCUAUGACAGCAGCAGAAGCCUGCAGUCCUGGAGCAUAGUGUGUGCUUCCCCCUCCAUCCUCUCAGGCAGAGACCUGCUACAAUUGGAGGAGAAUGACCUUAACUGUUUUAGUACUGAAAGCAGGCCAGAGCUCCACCAAGAUGUGACAGUCUACAGUGGCUCCGAGAUACUGCUGUCUUGCUCUAUGCAAGAUUCAUUGUGGUGGACGCCCAAUAAUCAAGCAUCUGUGAGUCAACCCCAGGCUGGUCUGCUCAUCAGGGACAUCACAGAGGGAGACACAGGACUUUAUGUGUGUAUGUCUGAGGAACAUGAAGUUAUUUCUGUUUUUAACCUCCACAUUAGUAGGAUAGGAGGAACAAGAAGAAAAACUAGAAGUUUAUCCAGAACCAGCCAACAAAUAAUGGCACAAGGCACCUCAAAUAGGAUGGGUCAGGAAGGGAAUCAGAGAACACAGUCUGACUUUGUUUUAGCUGUGUGUCUUUCUGUUUUCAUCACAUUUCUGAUAGCCUUUAUCCUUGGGGUCCUAGCAAGACCUCUUUUUGAUGUUCUCUGCAGAAGGGUCACCAACAAGAGCUCCUCUGAAACCCACUCUGUCUCAUCUGUAGAACAAAGUCAAUAUGACAAUGAGGCCUAUGCCAAUAUUGAGGAACUGGAAGGGACAAGAACAUACAGUGAAAGGAGGGUCACAUUUAGCACUGUAGACUUUAGAGAGGAGAUAAAUGUGCAAUAUUAUGAUGCCGUGGCCAAUGAGGGGCAGGAAAGCAUCUAUAGUCGUCCAGUAAUCAAAUGUAAAGCAGCUGAGGCUGAGAAGGAUAAGCACACAGCUGAUGAUUCAGGAAGUGAAAACAGCUUACGACAGAAUAGUCCAGAAGAUAACCAGAGAGAUGUUAGAGACCACACACACAACAUGGAGGUUGAAGACAUCCCAGAUCGUGUUGUGCUAGAGAAGAGAAGAAGCUUGUCUUCACACUCAGAUUCUUCACUAUCUGACAAGGAAUUAAAAGAGGACCAAAUGACCCAGGGACACCACACAUUACCCAAGUCUCCUCAGCUAGUAGAGGACUCUGUUCAGCAGAGUGUUGAUUUCUCAACGGCAAGAAAAGUAGAUGUGCCACAAUGUGCCAUAGAGGGCACAAGUGAAAUUCAUGAAUUUUCCUCUGAGCGCUUUGUAGAUCGGUUACCACAUACAAAUACCCACAACCUAGAAGACCUUGCACUGUGGCAGGAGGAUGGAGAACCAUUUGAAUUUAGUGAUUCUGUUCGAAGUACAUCUGCACGGUCCAGCAGCAUGUUUGGUUCAUUUAAUCAUUCAAAAUUGAUUGUGGCACCCACAUCAGAUAAGCAAAGGGGGGGUGAUAUGUCCAGCUCCAGCUCAUAUGUCAGUGAGGACGAGCCUUCACAUUACACUGUGAACUCAGACCAAGAGGAAGAGGAGGAUAUAGUAAGGAACUACACUGAACCUGACGUCUGUUUUGAGCAGCAGAUCCACAAUAUAGACCCAGUCAGGCCCUCAUUAGGAAUUAAUCAUGGUGAUUACAGACAUGACUUAAAAAUCAAGAAGCGUUUGGAUAUCAAAGCACCAUCGCCACCUGCUGAUUCAUCUUCUAGCAGUGACAGUGAGGAUGAAACAACAAACCAUAUAGAGAAACACGAGCAAGAGAUGCAUAUGGAAAGGCUUCCAAUUAAAGUAUCUCAAACUGUAAGUCAGGACCCAGAAACAGAGUGGCCUACAGUUAAUCUUGAGCAUACUAUGCGUAUCAACAGACGUCUAGAUAUCAAAGCAUCAUCACCCACUUUUGAUUCAUGUUCUAGUAGUGACAGUGAGGAUGAAUCAAUAGGCUACACAGAGAAGCAAAGACCAGGAAAGGUGAACAUUGCGGGGCUUCCAUUUCAAGAAAAUCAAGCAGAAAGUCAUGAUCCAGAAACAUGGUGGCCUAUCCUUGAUCUUGAGCAUACUACUCGUAUCAAGAGGCGUCUAGAUAUCAAAGCACCAUCACCCACUUCUGGUUCAUCUUCUAGUAGUGACAGUGAGGAUGAAACAACAAACCACAGAAAGAAACAGGGCCAAGGGGAGACAUACAUGGCAAGGCCCCCAAUCAAUGUAUCUCCAACUGUGAGCCAUGAGUCAGAAACACAGUGGCCUACCCUUGAUCUUGAGCAUAUUCCACGCAUCACAAGACGUCUAGAUAUCAAAGCACCAUCACCCACUUCUGAUUCAUCUUCUAGUAGUGACAGUGAGCAUGAAACAACAAACCACUUAAAGAAACAGGGCCAAGGGGAGACAUACAUGGCAAGGUCUCCAAUCAAAGUACCUCAAAUUGUGAGUCAUGAGCCAGAAACACAGUGGCCUACCCUUGAUCUUGAGCAUAUUCCACGUAUCACAAGACGUCUAGAUAUCAAAGCACCAUCACCACCUCCUGAUUCAUCCUCUAGAAGUGAGGAUAAAAAUACAGGCUACAUAGAGAAACAGAGACCAGCAACGGUGAACAUUGCAGCUCUUCCAUUUCAAGAGACUCGAGCAGAAAGUCAUGAUCCAGAAACAUGGUGGCCUAUCCUUGAUCUUGAGCAUACUACUCGCGUCAAGAGGCAUCUAGAUAUCAAAGCCCCAUCACCGACAUCUGAUUCAUCUUCUACUAGUGACAGUGAGGAUGAAACAAUAGGCUACACAGAGAAGCAAAGACCAGGAAAGGUGAAAAUUGCAGGGCUUCCAUUUCAAGAAACUCAAGCAGAAAGUCAUGAUCCAGAAACAUGGUGGCCUAUCCUUGAUCUUGAGCAUACUACUCACAUCAAGAGGCGUCUAGAUAUCAAAGCACCAUCACCCACUUCUGAUUCAACUUCUAGUAGUGACAGUGAGCAUGAAACAACAAACCACUUAAAGAAACAGGAGCAAGGGGAGAUGUACAUGGUAAGGCCUCCAAUCAAAGUAUCUCAAACUGUGAGUCAUGAUCCAGAAACACAGUGGCCUACCCUUGAUCUUGAACAUAUUCCACGCAUCACAAGACGUCUAGAUAUCAAAGCACCGUCACCACCUCCUGAUUCAUCCUCUAGCAGUGACAGUGAGGAUGAAACAACAGGCUACAUAGAGAAACAGAGACCAGCAAAGGUGAACAUCGCAGGGCUUCAAUUUCAAGAAACUCAAGCAGAAAGUCAUGAUCCAGAAACAUGCUGGCCUAUCCUUGAUCUUGAGCAUACUACUCGCAUCAAGAGGCGUCUAGAUAUCAAAGCACCAUCACCCACUUCUGAUUCAACUUCUAGUAGUGACAGUGAGCAUGAAACAACAAACCACUUAAAGAAACAGGAGCAAGGGGAGAUGUACAUGGUAAGGCCUCCAAUCAAAGUAUCUCAAACUGUGAGUCAUGAUCCAGAAACACAGUGGCCUACCCUUGAUCUUGAACAUAUUCCACGCAUCACAAGACGUCUAGAUAUCAAAGCACCGUCACCACCUCCUGAUUCAUCCUCUAGCAGUGACAGUGAGGAUGAAACAACAGGCUACAUAGAGAAACAGAGACCAGCAAAGGUGAACAUCGCAGGGCUUCAAUUUCAAGAAACUCAAGCAGAAAGUCAUGAUCCAGAAACACAGUGGCCUACCUUUGAUCUUGAACAUAUUCCACGCAUCACAAGACGUCUAGAUAUCAAAGCACCGUCGCCACCUCCUGAUUCAUCCUCUAGCAGUGACAGUGAGGAUGAAACAACAGGCUACAUAGAGAAACAGAGACCAGCAAAGGUGAACAUUGCAGCUCUUCCAUAUGAAGAAACUCGAGCAGAAAGUCAUGAUCCAGAAACACAGUGGCCUACCUUUGAUCUUGAACAUAUUCCACGCAUCACAAGACGUCUAGAUAUCAAAGCACCGUCACCACCUCCUGAUUCAUCCUCUAGUAGUGACAGUGAGGAUGAAACAACAAACCACAUAAAGAAACAGGAGCAAGGGGAGACAUACAUGGUAAGGCCUCCAAUCAAAGUAUCUCAAACUGUGAGUCAUGAUCCAGAAACACAGUGGCCUACCUUUGAUCUUGAACAUAUUCCACGCAUCACAAGACGUCUAGAUAUCAAAACACCGUCACCACGUCCUGAUUCAUCCUCUAGCAGAGACAGUGAGGAUGAAACAACAGGCUACAUAGAGAAACAGAGACCAGCAAAGGUGAACAUUGCAGGGCUUCAAUUUCAAGAAACUCAAGCAGAAAGUCAUGAUCCAGAAACACAGUGGCCUACCUUUGAUCUUGAACAUAUUCCACGCAUCACAAGACGUCUAGAUAUCAAAGCACCGUCGCCACCUCCUGAUUCAUCCUCUAGCAGUGACAGUGAGGAUGAAACAACAGGCUACAUAGAGAAACAGAGACCAGCAAAGGUGAACAUUGCAGCUCUUCCAUAUGAAGAAACUCGAGCAGAAAGUCAUGAUCCAGAAACACAGUGGCCUGCCUUUGAUCUUGAGCAUACUACUCGCAUCAAGAGGCGUCUAGAUAUCAAAGCACCAUCACCAGCUUCUGAUUCGUCUGACAGUGAGGAUGAAACCACAGACCACACAGAGAGAGAGAGGCCAGGGGUGGGGAAAUUUUCAGGACUAUCAUUUCAGAAAUCUCAAACUGUAAGUCACGAUCUAGGAACACAGUGGCCUGCUGUAGAUCUUGGUAGGAUUACUCGCAUCAAGAGGCGUUUGGACAUCAAGGCCUCAUCACCACCUUCUGAUUCAUUAUCCAAUGGUGCGUCUCAAGGCUCUCGGCAAUCUAAAUCAAACUGUUCCACAAGUGAUAGUGAGGAUGAGGACAGCAACCACAAAGCUAAACCAAGCAUGGGAGCAUAUGCUGUAUCAAAGGCCACAGAAAAGGAGUUCAUUAGGUCUCCAAAAACCCCAGCGAUAAACAUUUCACACAGACCAAAGACAGACCACAACAUCAAAUUAGAGAAGUAUACAACUAUUACAGAUGACUUUGGGGACAAAACCACAAGAGACAACAUGAGCACAACACCAGAGAUAAACCCAGAGCUUCAGUCACGGUGGGCCACGAUGAAUCUAGGUUUUUCUCGCUUCAGAAAGCAUCUUGAAAUCACACCACCUACAAAUGAACCACCAAAUCUGCCAUUAUCAUCUCCACCUGACUCCCCCUCUUCUUCCAGCAGUGAAAGUGGGAUCAAGAGUAAAAACAGUAGAACAAAACAAACCCCUGAAAACAAACAAGUGAAUGUUUCUCUCAGUUUGAAGGGUCAAGAUGACAACCCUGACAACUCAGUUGACAUUGAGAAUAGAUUAAGAAAAGCCUAUAGCCUCCCCUCAACUGAAGACCACAGUGUACCAGACCUGAGUCUUGGUGUCCCUCAUGUUAAGAGGCGUCUGAACAUCAAGGCACCAUCACCACAGCCAAGUAAUUCCCCAUCUUCCUGCAGCGACAGUGAAAAUGAGGUGAUAGGAUAUACUGCAAAACAGACAUACAGCAGACAUGCAUCAAAUCUGUCAGGAAAGACAGACGAUGACUCACUAAUAAAUUAUAAGCGCUCAAUUAUCAAAUCUUCAUCACUACCAUCUGAAUCUUUCCCCUCCAAUGGCAAAGCUCAAACUACAGACCAUACAAGACAGAGACAUACUGGGGCUGAAAUUGUAACUCCACAAAGAGGUUCAUUUCAUGCUGCGGUUAAGAGAAAGAUCGAGCAGUUCAGACACACCACAGAUGUGGAUCUGCCACCUGAGAUAAGGUGGACAGGUGUUGGCCGUCAUCUGUCUGAUCUUUCCAUCUCCAGUCCAAGGAGGCAUCUGGAUGUAAACUUAUCGUCUCCACAGCAGGCUCCAUUUGCAAAGCCAGAACAUCCACCACCUGACUCCUCCAACUCAACCAGUAGUGAAGGUGAUGAUAAAAUAAAACAAGGAAGAGGGAAAGUAGAUGCAACAUCAAUGCAUAAAUACUCAUCUCUUAGUUCCAGUAGUAUUUCUCUUUCAUCCAGCAGAGUGUUUGGCAAGCUUGACAACUCAUCCACCAACACAAAUGAGAUUUGGAGGGUUGUAUCCACGGACAGAGGGGAAAGGAAAGGCCUCAGUGCCCUAAAAGCCAUGUCAUCAGAUAGACAAAAGUGGGACACAGAAGAUGAAAAAUUAGAUAUAGGUACAUCUCCCCUAUGUGAUGACCAGGGCCCACAAGGGGACAUCAGUUCUAACCAUCACAGGUCAGAAGAAUACAUCAAACCCCUGGCCAAACAGACAAAACCAGAGGCACUUCUUUCCUCUACUUCAGUAAAUGAGAGAAGUGCAGAAGAUUUGUUGUAUGAUAUUCCUCGCUACAGGAGCCAUGUCAUUGAAGCUAUUGAUCCACCCCAAGAGCUUCCACCUCCUGUUCCAGAAACACCACCGCCAGACGAAGCAGCAGAUCUUACAUGGAGGUCUCCACAAAACAGUACAAACGAAGAAUAUGAAAGCAGAAGAUCAAAUCUGCAACAGAGGAGAAGCAUGGAGGAGCCUGACCCUUCACUUACGCCAGAAAACCUGGCAGUCUAUUUUGAUUCCUCAUAUGAGAUUACUGAGGUUUAAUAAAGAAGCCACUGAAUCUUAAACACUGACAAAACAGGCAAAUGAUUUCCAUUGUUGUUUGAUCUUAAAUUAGCUAGUGAAUUAUAAAAAAAUAGUUUUAAUUAUAUUGUAUUUUAUAUGUAUUA